This is a messenger RNA of Eubalaena glacialis (North Atlantic right whale), 1191 nucleotides long. It is a transcript of the gene NKX2-1, whose product is annotated as NK2 homeobox 1. The transcript is spliced from 3 exons. Gene Ontology annotation, cellular component: nucleus. Gene Ontology annotation, biological process: regulation of transcription by RNA polymerase II; cell differentiation. The coding region runs from base 1 to 1191 and encodes 396 amino acids. Gene Ontology annotation, molecular function: DNA-binding transcription factor activity, RNA polymerase II-specific; RNA polymerase II cis-regulatory region sequence-specific DNA binding. The record is from RefSeq and is a predicted model, not a curated record. NCBI's taxonomy places the organism in Eukaryota, Metazoa, Chordata, Mammalia, Artiodactyla, Balaenidae.
AUGUGGUCCGUCGGCGGUGGGAAGGCGCGGGGCUGGGAGGCCGCGGCGGGAGGGAGGAGCAGCCCCGGCAGGCUCAGCCGCCGCCGAAUCAUGUCGAUGAGUCCAAAGCACACGACUCCGUUCUCAGUGUCUGACAUCUUGAGUCCCCUGGAGGAAAGCUACAAGAAAGUGGGCAUGGAAGGCGGCGGCCUCGGGGCUCCGCUGGCGGCUUACAGGCAGGGCCAGGCGGCACCGCCGGCCGCCGCCAUGCAGCAGCACGCCGUGGGGCACCACGGCGCCGUCACCGCCGCCUACCACAUGACGGCUGCGGGGGUGCCCCAGCUCUCGCACUCCGCCGUGGGGGGCUACUGCAACGGCAACCUGGGCAACAUGAGCGAGCUGCCGCCGUACCAGGACACCAUGCGGAACAGCACCUCGGGCCCCGGAUGGUACGGCGCCAACCCGGACCCGCGCUUCCCCGCCAUCUCCCGCUUCAUGGGCCCGGCGAGCGGCAUGAACAUGAGCGGCAUGGGCGGCCUGGGCUCUCUGGGGGACGUGAGCAAGAACAUGGCCCCACUACCAAGCGCACCGCGCCGGAAGCGCCGGGUGCUCUUCUCCCAGGCGCAGGUGUACGAGCUGGAGCGACGCUUCAAACAACAGAAGUACCUGUCCGCGCCCGAGCGCGAGCACCUCGCCAGCAUGAUCCACCUGACACCCACGCAGGUCAAGAUCUGGUUCCAGAACCACCGCUACAAGAUGAAGCGCCAAGCCAAGGACAAGGCAGCACAGCAGCAACUGCAGCAGGAUAGCGGCGGCGGGGGCGCCGGGUGCCAGCAGCAGCAGGCGCAGCAGCAGUCACCGCGCCGCGUGGCUGUGCCGGUCCUGGUGAAAGACGGCAAACCCUGCCAGGCGGGCGCCCCUGCGCCGGGCGCCGCCAGCCUGCAAGGCCACGCGCAGCAGCAGGCGCAGCAGCAGGCGCAGGCCGCUCAGGCGGCGGCAGCAGCUAUCUCAGUGGGCAGCGGCGGCCCCGGCCUCGGCGCGCACCCGGGCCACCAGCCGGGCAGCGCGGGCCAGUCUCCGGACCUGGCGCACCACGCCACCAGCCCCGCGGCGCUGCAGGGCCAGGUCUCCAGCCUGUCCCACCUGAACUCCUCGGGCUCGGACUACGGCACCAUGUCCUGCUCCACCUUGCUAUAUGGUCGGACCUGGUGA